Messenger RNA from Corylus avellana, 527 nucleotides. RefSeq names its product putative non-specific lipid-transfer protein 2. Gene Ontology annotation, molecular function: fatty acid binding. NCBI's taxonomy places the organism in Eukaryota, Viridiplantae, Streptophyta, Magnoliopsida, Fagales, Betulaceae. The record is from RefSeq and is a predicted model, not a curated record. Gene Ontology annotation, biological process: systemic acquired resistance.
UGUAUAUUGCAUCAGAGAAAUGGAAGUUCCAAUGAAGUACGCUUGCUUCCUGGUGCUUUUCAUAACUCUAGCCAUUGCUGGGAUUGAUGGGGUUUAUGGGGCUGGUGAAUGUGGGAAAUCUUCUCCUGACAUGGAGGCUUUCAAGCUGGCUCCCUGUGUCUCAGCAGCGCAAGAUGAGAAUGCUGAAGUUUCUGGUAGGUGCUGCAGUCAGGUGAAAAAGAUGGAGCAGAACCCAAGAUGCCUUUGUGCUGCUAUGCUUUCUAAUACAGCUAAAAGCGCCGGCGUCAAGCCAGAGGUUGCCGUGACCAUUCCCAAACGCUGCAAUAUCGCCGAUCGUCCCGUGGGAUACAAGUGUGGAGCUUAUACGUUGCCUUGAAGACUGAAGUUCCUGAAGCACGGUGCCUCUGCUUAUGAAGUAGUUGCUGUUUUAGUACUAUUAUGAUGUGAUUGUAUCCUUGUAGCUGCUAGUCAGUUCUAUCUGCAUCCAGACACCUGAAAAAUAAUCAAUAAAUAAAUUGUUUGGUGCU